This is a messenger RNA of Eruca vesicaria subsp. sativa (arugula), 746 nucleotides long. The record is from the annotation of a GenBank genome assembly. Lineage: Eukaryota; Viridiplantae; Streptophyta; Magnoliopsida; Brassicales; Brassicaceae.
AAAAAAAACUACAUUUGGUUUUAAAGCAUUUUCUGCCCUUUGGAGAUUCUCUGCUGUGUUUGGUUUUUGAGGUGUUGUGAGCUGCGCAAUAUCGAUUCAGAAACAAGACUGCUCCCAUGGCUGAUCCUGAACUUGAAGCUAUUAGGCAGAGGAGAAUGCAAGAGCUCAUGGCUCAACAUGGCACUGGGAAGCAGGGAAAUCAGCAGAAUCCAGAUCAAGAGAGAGCACAAGAAGAUGCUAAAAGGGAAGCUGAUGAACGUAGACAAAUGAUGCUUAGUCAAAUCUUGUCUUCCCAAGCCCGAGAGAGAAUUGCUAGAAUUGCACUGGUGAAACCUGAGAAAGCUAGAGGCGUAGAGGAUGUUAUUUUGAGAGCUGCUCAAAUGGGACAGAUUGUUGAGAAAGUUUCUGAGGAACGGCUUAUAACCCUGUUGGAACAAAUAAACAGCCAAACUAGCAAGCAGACCAAAGUCACGAUCCAGAGGCGUCGUGGGGUGGACGACGAUUAGGAAGAAGAAGAAGAUUAUGAUGUGUUUUGUAUAUCUAUGGAGAUCUUACUGUUGAGUUGGUGCGUUCUAGUUAGAUGUUACUGUGAAAUAUGUUUAAUGUGAGUGAAUCUUUAAUGAUCUUCCAAAAAUGGUUGGGAACUUGGGAUGAUAAGAGUAAUCUUAAACUGAAACUUUGCUUUUUCCAUUUUCCUCUGAACCAUCUCUAUCUUCAUCUUCCUCUCCUCGCGUUGCGUAUUGUGA